This is a messenger RNA of Pimephales promelas (fathead minnow), 2023 nucleotides long. RefSeq names its product mRNA decay activator protein ZFP36L1. The record is from RefSeq and is a predicted model, not a curated record. Lineage: Eukaryota; Metazoa; Chordata; Actinopteri; Cypriniformes; Leuciscidae. Gene Ontology annotation, molecular function: metal ion binding; mRNA binding.
GAAGCAGAAGUUGUUGAGCAGUUCAACGGAUCCUUAACUGCACAUAAAGAAUCACAACCAGGCAUCUCGAAAAUGCCCUCAAAUUUCCUCACACCCUUCCUCGAGUUGGAUGAUGAAUUUUGCAAGAGUUUCCGAGGUAUUGACCUUACAGAUGCCACACAGAAACGGCGUGUGGUGGGAUUCCAGCGCAGACACUCCCUGUGCCCGGUGACUCUCCCCAACUCCAAAUUCAACAGCAACGAGAGCACCCCGUGGCCUUUGCCGGCCAUCAACCAGCCCUGGAUCCGCGAGCAGAAGCCCCAGCUGCCUCGCUCCUCUCUGAGCCAGAUCCCCUUCAGGGUGGACCGGUCCGUGAGCAUGAUCGAGGGUCACGUGAGCGCUUGCGAGAGCCCGACGGCUUGCUCCCUUCCUCCACCGCCCGGCCUGAGCAUCAGCAACAGCUCGCUGUCCUCGCCCAAGUCCGCGGCCAUGUCCACUCGCUACAAGACGGAGCUGUGCCGGACGUACGAGGAGAGCGGCACCUGCAAGUACGGCUCCAAAUGCCAGUUCGCGCACGGCAUGGACGAGCUGCGAGGCCUCAACCGGCAUCCCAAGUACAAGACGGAGCCGUGCCGCACCUUCCACACCAUCGGCUUCUGCCCCUACGGCGCCCGCUGCCACUUCAUACACAACGCGGACGAGCAGCAAGGCGUCUCCGAGAGCGCAGAGAAGAGCAUCCGAGAGCGACCGCAGCUGCUCCGCCAGAGCGUUAGCUUCAGCGGCUUCUCCUCGCAACGCGGUUUCCACGCCGUCCCGGACGCCUUGGCCUUCUCCCGAUCCUCGUCCGUAUCCCCGCCUCCGUCCACGGGCAGUCCCGACCUGCUCUCUCCUCUGUUCCCCGAGCCCGGGACCCUAAAGCACGGCCACCCGUUCACGGACCUGGGAGCGAACGGGAGCUUCUACGCCAUCAGCGACUCGGAGAGCGUGCGAAACCUGGCGUACGCGCUCACGUCGGCCCUGCAGAGGAGCGCUUCGGCGGACUCGCUCUCGGACCAGGACGACUACACCAGCUCCAGCAGUCUGAGCGACUGCGACUCUCCCGGGGUCGAGGGCAAGCGCCUGCCCAUCUUCAGCCGUCUGUCCGUCUCAGACGACUAGACCUGCGCUUGAUUCGUAAAAGUGAUAGGCAAUGUAUACUGUUGUAUACCCAGUGGGAACUUCACUUUAGGUUUAUUUGUAUCGGGAAUUGUCCUGCAGUGUUUUGUCUGUAGGAUGAACUUUCCCUUAGUCUAACCAAAGCCGAGCAACUUAGAGUAUAUACAUCUAGUGUAACGUCUAACCCGCUCCCUGAACUUACAUACUGUAGCCUUUAGUUAAGGCGUUUUUACAUGGACUGAGUAGUUUGACCUAGUUCUUUGAAAAAAAGAAAACGAAAAAAACUAUUUAUUGCCUUGUUUUGUAUUAUGCAUCGUGUUUUGCAUGCAUUUCGAAGGAGGAACAAUGUAGAUGAGGCUUUUGUGUUUGUUUCUUUUGAGUCUGCUUUGCACGAGCUAUCUCUUAGCUUUAACGAAGACCGCGUCUUACUGUUGGAAUCUCAGGAUCAUUUUAAAGUGCCAUCGAUACACUGUCCUGUAUCAGUCCUUCUCAAUAAUAAUACCAGUCAAAACUGUUAAUAUGCAAGCCAACAUGAAUGUGAAAAUAACAAUGUACCAAGUCAAGUUGUGCCAUCUUUUGCACUCUUAUCUUUUACUUAAGAGGCGAAAGCUGUGAGCGAGUUCUGAUGUCCGUAGGUUGUGUUUUAUUAUUAUUAUUAUUGAUGUGGUUUCUCAUCCUUUUGCCUUGUGAAAAGACACGCUUUUGCCUUUUGUUAACUUAAAACUUAUUUAUUUCGUUUUUUCCAAGUGGGAAAACAGUAUAUUGUGUUGUGCUUUCGUUUCAUGUUUGUUUAUAUAUAAUUUAAAUGAACUGUUUACAUUCCAUGGGAUGGUAAUGCCCAUUUUCAUUAUAAUAUAUGGUUUUGAAAUAAACUUUCGAGGGAACAAAA